AUGGUCAAGACUUUCUAUGGCAUCUACACCAUCUGCGGUUUCGCCGCACUUGGUGGUGGCCUGUUCGGGUUCGACAUCUCGUCCAUGUCCGGGGUCCUGGGCACCAAUGCCUACAAGAACUACUUCAACAACCCCGUCUCCUACCGCCAGGGCGGCAUCACCGCCUCCAUGCCCGCCGGCUCGCUGGUCGGCGCCCUGAGCUCCUCCUUCAUCGCCGACAAGUACUCGCGUCGCACCGCCAUCCAGGUCGCCUCGUGCAUCUGGAUGCUCGGCGCCCUCUUGCAGACCGUCUGCAACGGCGUCGCCCUGCUCUGCGUCGGCCGUGUCGUCGCCGGCGUCGCCAUUGGUAUCGCCUCGUCCAUCGUCCCCGUCUACCAGUCCGAGAUUGCUGCAAAGGAGAUCCGUGGCCGUGUCGUCUCGCUGCAGCAGUGGGCCAUCACAUGGGGCAUUCUGAUCCAGUACUUCAUCCAGUACGGCGCGUCUUUCGCCGACGGCGGCCCCAAGGCCGAGAACCAGGGCACCGCUGCCUUCCGCAUCCCGUGGGGUAUCCAGAUCGUCCCCGGCGCCAUCCUCUUCGUCGGCAUGUUCUUCCUCCCCAGGUCGCCCCGUUGGCUCGCCGGCAAGGACCGCUGGGAGGAGGCCCUCGAGGUUCUCGCCAACCUGCACGGCAAUGGCGACGUCAACCACCCCAAGGUGCUCGCCGAGUACCACGAAAUCGAGGAGGCUCUCCGCUUCGAGCGUGAGGAGGCCGUCUCCUCCUUCAAGGCCCUGGUCGCUCCACGCAUGCUCAAGCGUGUCAUCCUCGGCAUGUCCAUCCAGAUGUGGUCGCAGCUCUGCGGAAUGAACAUUAUGAUGUACUACAUCGUCUACAUCAUGGAGGGCGCCGGUGUCGGAUCUCCCCUCCUUACCGCGUCGAUCCAGUACAUCAUCAACGUCGCCCUGACCCUGCCCGCCAUCCUGUACCUCGACCGCUUCGGCCGCCGCCCCGCGCUGCUUGCUGGCUCGUUCUUCAUGAUGCUCUGGCUCUUCAUCUCGGGUGGCGUCCAAGGCGCCUACGGCCAGCCCAACCCGCGCACCGACCCCAACCUCAACGACAUCUCCUGGGUGCUCUCGGGUAACCCCGCUGCGUCCAAGGCCGUCAUCGCCGCCUCCUACCUGUUCGUCGCCUCGUUCGCCACCACCUGGGGCCCGACAUCCUGGACCUACCCGUCCGAAAUCUACCCCGCCAAGAUCCGCGCGAAGGCCGUCUCCCUCUCGACCGCCACCAACUGGGCCUGGAACUGCGUUCUCGCCUUCGCCGUCCCCCCGCUCCUGUGGUCGAUCAACUGGAAGAUGUACAUGAUCUUCGCCGCCUUCAACGGCGCUGCCCUCAUCCACAUGUUCUUCACCGCGCCCGAGACCAAGGGCAAGACACUCGAGGAGAUGGACGAGGUCUUCGACACGGGCGUGCCGGCGUGGAAGAGCGGCAAGGCCCUCAAGGGCUCCAAGCUGGACCGUCUCGCCAGCGAAAUCGAGAAGGGCGAGCGCAAGGUCACCGUCGGCGCCCUCGCCGGCGACGAGCACGAGCCUGGUGUCGUUACCCACCACGAGGAGGCUACUGCAAAGAAUUAA
This is a messenger RNA of Diplodia corticola, 1611 nucleotides long. RefSeq names its product mfs glucose. Gene Ontology annotation, molecular function: carbohydrate:proton symporter activity. The transcript is spliced from 6 exons. The coding region runs from base 1 to 1611 and encodes 536 amino acids. Gene Ontology annotation, cellular component: membrane. The record is from RefSeq and is a predicted model, not a curated record. NCBI's taxonomy places the organism in Eukaryota, Fungi, Ascomycota, Dothideomycetes, Botryosphaeriales, Botryosphaeriaceae. Gene Ontology annotation, biological process: transmembrane transport; carbohydrate transport.